UCAAGUUCAUCAAUGGUUCUGUCUUUUAUGGUGCAAGAAUCUUCACAUCACCCUCAUUAGCAUCGGAUGAGAACGGUUUUUUCACUGAUAACGUUGCACGACUACAUGCACAGCAGCUGGUCCACUUUUGUUAUGCGAGUCUUCUGCGCCGGUUCUCUCGCCAUCGUUUGCACAUCCUGUUGGAAUCUCGUCUUCGAAAGUUAACAUUUGUGCUGCCGUAUCAAAACCAUGGCAGUGUCAGUUGAAGGUAGUCAAGAUGAACGCCAUCUAUCCAACUGCCACGAUAUCUGGGCAGAGCGAGUCAAGCAGUGCCACGGUGAAGGAUCACCUCUAGUGGUGGUAGUUGGCGCGCAGUGGGGUGACGAAGGAAAGGGUAAGCUUGUUGACAUCCUUUCCGCCCGCGCGGACGUCUGUGCCCGAUUCAACGGCGGACACAACGCUGGUCAUACUCUGGAAAUUGACGGCGUUAGGUAUGGCAUGCAUCUUCUUCCGUGUGGAAUUUUCCAUACGCAUACCAUCGGCGUCAUUGGAAAUGGAAUGGUGAUACAUUUGAAGUCUUUGUUAUCGGAAUUGGAGCAGAUUCAGAAGAUUAACCCUGAUGCACUUAAUCGCCUGCUAAUUUCAUCUCGUGCUCAUCUGCUUUUCGACAUUCAUCAGAAGAUCGAUGGGCUGCAAGAGGAAGCGAAGGCAAAGGUUGGCGACGCGAUUGGUACCACGCGUAGAGGAAUAGGUCCUUGUUAUGCAACGAAGGCGUUGCGCUCUGGCAUUCGUGUUGGUGAACUUUUAAAUUUUAAAGUAUUUGAAACGAAGUAUAGUCGGUUGGUUCAAGAGCUCAAAGAACAGUACCGCCUUGAGUUUGAUGACAAGGAAGAGCUCGAAAGGCAUAGACGUUACGCCAGCAUCCUCGCUGAAAGAAUCACUGAUACCGCUGCAUACAUACGUAAAAGCGUGAACGAACGCAAAAGAAUUCUAGUUGAAGGUGCGAACGCGGCACUGUUGGACGUCGAUUUCGGCACUUACCCGUAUGUGACAUCGUCCAACACAACUGUUGGUGGAGUGUGCACAGGACUUGGCAUCCCGCCUCGUUUCAUCGGUCUUUCUGUUGGGGUCGUUAAAGCUUAUACAACGCGUGUUGGAGAAGGGCCUUUCCCUACAGAGCUUACCGAUGCAAUAGGCCUACAUUUACGUGAAAAGGGAGGCGAGUAUGGUACAACAACUGGGCGGCCAAGACGGUGUGGGUGGAUAGAUAUCCCUGCCCUUGUGUAUACUGCCCAAAUCAAUUGCUUUGACUGCAUAAAUUUGACAAAGUUGGACGUUCUGAGCGGGUUGAAAGAGCUUAAGAUUUGCAUCUCGUACAAGAACAAAGAGACAUCAGCCAUUGUGGCACCAGGAGAGUUUCCUUGCAGUGCUGAGGAGUUCAGCUUGUUGGAGCCCGUGUAUGAAUCAAUGGCGGGAUGGAACGGUAGUCUGGAAAAGUGCAAGACGUUGGAGGAUUUGCCGGAGGCGGCCAAAGCAUAUGUGAGGAGGAUUGAGCAGCUUCUGUCUGUACAGUGCCGGUGGAUAGGUGUGGGACCAGGUCGCGACGACACAAUCGAGGUGCCAGCUGCGUAAUAACUUCGGUGAGAGGCUACGACUCAGUGCCUCAUUUUACGGAUCGUGAUGUGGGAGAAGACUUUCCUACCGAUCCUCUGCAAUAAUGUGGUAAAAAGUGGCAAUGCACACCGAUUGGUCAUAAGUUAGGUUCCAGAGGUGCCGCUGGCAUAUUUGUGGCUCUUCCUCUUUACGGCAGUGUCUGUUGUUUGCGUCUACCUUCAUGGGCAUUGCAUUUGUCAUUUUUUGGAGAUGGAUUUCCAGAUGGGAAUUACGGACCUCUUCCAGUUUCAGUCUCACAGGCAUCAGCAACCAUCGCUACGCCACUUCUAUCGGUGGGCUCACAUUCCUGUGUGAGAACCAAACCCAACAGUUAGCUGUGGUGCACGCCGAAGUACUCUUCUGAAAUUCUUUGGACAUCGGCUACUCCUACACAGAACUGUACGGAUGUUUUUGUAGAGACAGGCCAGCCUUGUCGCAGAAAGGUGCGUGUAGAUGCUAUGUGUUCUCAAGAUUCACGCCAUGAAAUGCACCCUCCUUCACAACUGUUGCACCUGGUUCAAAAAACAAAUGGCAGUACGCUGUCUUCAAUCUUCUCAAUUUUGAUAGAUUGAAGCGUAGUCCGAGUGUUUGACGUGAGGGUGAUAGUCGCAGAAGUGGUGAGAGAGACCUGACCAGUUGCCUAAAAAAUCGUCGGCUGUGUCGUAUCUUUUAUUGUUCUUGCGAGUGAUUGCACUCACCGAGCUAUAUUGGCCUGC
This is a messenger RNA of Toxoplasma gondii ME49, 2348 nucleotides long. Its product is annotated as adenylosuccinate synthetase, putative. The transcript has a single exon. Gene Ontology annotation, cellular component: cytoplasm. Gene Ontology annotation, biological process: 'de novo' AMP biosynthetic process; IMP metabolic process. Lineage: Eukaryota; Apicomplexa; Conoidasida; Eucoccidiorida; Sarcocystidae. The record is from RefSeq and is a predicted model, not a curated record. Gene Ontology annotation, molecular function: GTP binding; adenylosuccinate synthase activity. Bases 229 to 1611 code for a protein of 460 amino acids.